UGUCGCUGUUUGCUAGCUCGCUCACUAGGUAGCAAACAGAGCAGGGCGCCACCAUGUUUCACUCCUGUCAGCGACAAAAACAUCGCCCGUUGCUGUGUUGUUUACUUUUGGCCGUGUACCUUACGUCGGUGCCGGCCAAGCGGGACAGCCUCCGGGAAGUCACCGACGGUAACUGGGAGGACAUCCUGACCGGAGAAUGGAUGAUUGAAUUCUACGCACCCUGGUGUCCUGCCUGCCAACAGCUGCAGCCGGUCUGGAAGGAGUUUGCGGACUGGGGGGAGGACAUGGGGGUCAACAUAGCCAAGGUGGACGUGACGGAGCAACCAGGUCUUAGCGGGAGAUUCAUCAUUACAUCACUUCCGACAAUUUAUCACUGCAAAGACGGCGUCUUCCGCAAGUACCAGGGCGCUCGCACCAAAGACGACUUCCUCAGCUACAUCGACGCGCAGAAAUGGAAAGCGGUGGAGCCAGUUUCUUCCUGGUUCGGGCCGUCGUCUUUUCUAAUGAACUCGAUGUCUGCUCUCUUCAAGCUGUCCAUGUUCAUAAGGCGUUGCCAUAACUACAUGACGGAACAACUGGGGAUUCCCGUGUGGGGCUCGUACGUCAUCUUCGGCCUGGCCACGCUGUUCUCUGGCCUCGCUCUAGGACUGCUGCUGGUGUUCAUCGCCGACUUUGUCUUCCCAUCGAGACGAUUCUCCUCCCCUGACUACUACCAGAAGAAGCAAACGCUGGAUCAGGCCAGGUUGAUCCAGCAGCAGGAGGAGGAGCACGAGGCCGACGGCGAGGAGGAGGAGGAGGACGACGAUGAAGAGGAGGAGGAAUACGAGGAAGGCGACUCGGGCGACGUGUGGAGGACGCGGCGGCGGAGGGGCUCCCCAGAGGGACACCCGGAGCUUCAAGGGCCCGCCUCGUCGGGCGACGCCCUGAGGAAGAGGGUGGUGCUCAGCCGCCAGGACAAGGAGGAGGAGGAAGACGAGGAGGACACAUAAGAGCGGUGUUGUCACAUGACCCCGUGCUCGUCGACGGGCGAGGGGGGGGGGUCGAGCUGAUGUGGGGGAGACUCGCACUUUGCGAAAUUGUUUACAAUGCGAGGCUUUUUUUUUUUUUUUUUUUUGCCUUUCCAGCCUCCCCUCCCAAGGUAGACCACCGUCUCCUUCUCCUCCUCCUCCUCCUCUUCCUCCUUUCUCAUCCCUCGCUCCACACACUGGCGGCGCUCUGGCAGCACCAAGUUAACAAAGACGUGGAAACAAACUUGACUGGUGGAGUUUGCAGUGUUGUUUUUGCUAUGCAUCUUAUACGGUAUAUAGUAUACACCAGGGGUCACCAACGUGGUAGCCCCCACGACCACAUGAGGUGCCCGCAAGCCUGCUUUUCAUUCAGGUUUCCAGUUAAUAAUGAAAGAAGAGUAGAAAGAAAUGCAUUGUGAAAUACAACAUGUGAGUUGUGGACACCAGCAUUUUGUUCAUGUUCUGGUAAAACAAGCAUAUUCGCUUUGUUUGGCUUUAAAAUAAGCUCUGAAAAAUAAAUGUUAGAAAAAUGAGUAGCUCUUGGCCAUUUUCAUUUUGUAAAAGUAGCUCUCACAAGGACAACCCUUGGUGACCCCUGGUGUACACAUACUGUACAUUUACAUGUUGGACUCCAUCUACACCAUUCAUGCAGGACUUCAUUCCUUCAAAUCUCAUCUGUAAUGUGUUGAACCUAUUUAUUUCUUUAUUCAUUUCAUGAAAUGAACAACCACAUCCUUGUUUAGUUCAAUCAAUAAUCUAAUAAAUAGCAUUUCAUAUAUUUAGCCUGAGAUAAAUAAAUGGGUUCAAUGUUGUUGAUGGAUAGUAUUAUUCAUGUAUGGUGAAACUGGCCUUACAUUCCUUUCAUUUGACAAAACUCUCCUUUACCCGAUAGCGUUUUUGGAGCAAGUUUAAAAACGACGAGACUCCCCUUCGGCUUUAUUUAAGCUCACAAAGAAGAAUCCGGGUCAGAACCGUAUUCACUCCAGAUGAAUAACCCGCCAGUUUGCCAGUUCAUAAAAAUUCAGUGCAAAUAAAGUCAUUGCAAAAACAUUCUCCAGCAAAAUGCAUGUCUUUCAAAAUGCAGUUUGUUAAAAUGCAACACUUUAAGAUUUGGUUUAUUUAAAAAAAAUACUUUUUGUAAAAAAAAAAACAAAAAAAAAUCCGUUCAUAAACAUUCAGUGUCAAAAAAGUUCAGUGCAACUAAAGUCAUUGCAAAAAAUUCUCAAGCAAAAUGCAUGUUUGAAAAUGCAGUUUGUUAACUUGGUGUUUUAAGUUUUGGUUUAUAAAAAAAAAAUCUGUUCAUAAAAAAAAAUUCAGUGCAAAUAAAGUCAUUGCAAAAAAUUCUCCAGCAAAAUGCAUGGCUUUCAAAAUUCAGUUUGCUCAAAUACAAUGCUUUAAGAUUUGGUUGAAAACAAAAAUCCAUUCAUAAAACUAUUCAGUUUAUAAAAAUUCAGUGCAGAUAAAUUGGAAAAAAAUUGCCAAGCAAAAUGUGUUUCAAAAUUCAUUUUGUCAAAGUACAAUGCUUUGAGAUCCACUUUAUAAAAAUUCUGUGUAAAAUAAAUGUGAUGAUUCAAAACAUAUUAGCAGUUUUUGUAAGACCCAUGCCACGUGACCACGCACUUUCUAUCUGCUUGCUUCGGCCUUCAUGUACAGUCUGAGUUUUGAAACAUCACAUGCACUUGCACUGAUUUGUUUGGGGUUUUUUUGCACAGAAUUUUGAUCUACUAAAUUUUAAAACACCGUAUUUCAGUAAAGAGAAUUUUUGAACACUGCAUUUUAAUAAGCUGGAUUUCAAAGCACACGCAUUUUGCUUGCACAAACUAAAUUGCCAUAUUUUGAUGUAAAAAAAAAAACGAAAAAAUCCGAGCUUGAGUUACAUGAAUUUAGUGUCUUUAUUUCCAGUUACGGGACAGUCGUGAGGCGGUGGGACCUUCUCCGCAAGAGUACGAGCUCCUUUCAUCCGUGAGCGUGUGCGCGUCGUCUUCUGCAAAUCAGUUGCACGCCUGCACUUUUUCGUGACCGUGGACCGCCGAGGCCCGGUCACGUUCUUGAUCCAGGAAUACAACAAAUAUAAGUUGAGUAACUUGUUAAAGCUGAUGUCAUAAAACCCGAUUUAUCUGAACUGAGAGAACGUUUCAAGUGCAUCGUUGGCGUUCGUGCAUCCGCGUAACGUGAAUAUCAAUUCCAUCUCCUUUUGUGUCACAUAAAACCAAAAAGGAGCAGCGUCUGUGUCAUGGAUUAUUACUUUGAACUCAUUUCAUUCGUUUUGCUGAUGUUUUUUUUAACGACAUACAAUUAACUGUUCAAUCAUUCGGGUCAUGAGUGAAAGGUGAUUUUUUAAAUGUAAUUUUAUAGGACAUAGAAGCUGACCGCUAUUUAUGGCUUGUAGCAUUCACACUUGUUUGGACAUUUCUUUUAAUAAACAACUUGGAAACAC
Dunckerocampus dactyliophorus (ringed pipefish) is the source of this 3444-nucleotide messenger RNA. Its product is annotated as thioredoxin-related transmembrane protein 1-like. The transcript has 8 exons. The record is from RefSeq and is a predicted model, not a curated record. The coding region runs from base 54 to 989 and encodes 311 amino acids. Lineage: Eukaryota; Metazoa; Chordata; Actinopteri; Syngnathiformes; Syngnathidae.